Dendrobium catenatum is the source of this 1023-nucleotide messenger RNA. RefSeq names its product adenylate kinase isoenzyme 6 homolog. NCBI's taxonomy places the organism in Eukaryota, Viridiplantae, Streptophyta, Magnoliopsida, Asparagales, Orchidaceae. The transcript has 3 exons. Bases 290 to 874 code for a protein of 194 amino acids. Gene Ontology annotation, molecular function: ATP binding; ATP hydrolysis activity; AMP kinase activity. The record is from RefSeq and is a predicted model, not a curated record. Gene Ontology annotation, cellular component: nucleus; cytoplasm.
AAUAGCUUCCAAAAAAAUGUUAAAUUUUUAGUUAAGGUGAGCGUCGAACGCGGGACGCGGCGGUGGAAUCCCGGCCCCUCAACCGCGUGGCGUCUUUGAUCUCUUCUCCCGUCUUGAUGCCGCGGACAAUCAGCAGCCCUCUGUAUGCCCGCAGGACCAUCCAAUCCUUCUUUCGUCCACUGCACGAAUCUAAUACUUCUGCCUAUCAUCAAACCGAGCACAAAAGAGAUCUGCUUUGCGUGUAGCGGUUCUUCAUCUUCCUCUCAUCGCUUAACCUACCGGAUCUUCGAUGGAAGGUGGCGGAAGCUGUGGCGGAAGUGAUGGCAGCGGUGUUGCCAGCAAUUACGGCGGGGGCGGCAGGGAGAGACCGAACAUUCUUGUUACUGGUACGCCAGGUACGGGGAAGACGACGACGUGCUCGCUGGUCGCGGACGCCUCGCAUCUCCACCACAUCGACAUAGGCAAGCUUGUCAAGGCCAAGCAUCUCUACGACGGGUGGGACGAAGAAUUCGAGUGCCUCAUCAUCAACGAGGAGCUGGUAUGUGAUGAGCUUGAAGACAUGAUGGAAGUUGGGGGAAACAUUGUAGAUUAUCAUGGCUGCGAUUUCUUUCCAGAGAACUGGUUUGAUCGUGUUGUGGUCCUGCAAACUAAUAUUACCAUUCUGCAUGAUCGCUUGACAAGCAGGGGUUAUAUGGGGCCAAAGCUCACAAACAACAUCGACUGCGAGAUCUUCCAGGUGCUCCAUGAAGAGGCAAGAUCAAGCUAUGCAGAGGAAGUAGUUCUUGCCUUGCCGAGCAACCACAUUGAAGAUCUCAGCAGCAACGUGAGAAUGUUAACAGAAUGGGUGGAUAACUGGAGAUCUGCUGGAUCUUGAAGAUUUAGUAGAUGAAAGAGAUUGGUUUCAGUAAAGUAUUAAGCGGUUCUACUAUUGUAUAUAGGAAGAGUGAAUAAAAGUGACUUUAUGCUAAUUGUAUAGAAAUGACCAAAGCUAAGCAUGUUAAAGUUCAUUAUUGAUUUGAGCUA